CCAAGCUAGGUGGCCUUGGAAUGGACAGCAAAAGGCAGCGAUGAUAGCUGCAGCCUCCCUUUGUGCAGCACACACUGCACUGCAGCAUUGCAGCAAUCCUCCUCUCCAAAAGCAGGACACACCAUCACUAGGGUAGUAGACCACCAGCACACCGAGCCUCCCUCAAAAGCAAGCACUGCAUGCUUUCAACAUAAGCCUAGCCUCUAGCCAUCCAUCUAGCUCGAUCACCACAGUUCUUAGCCGAAGAGAAAGAAAGUUAAUUAGAGAGUUCAUAUAUAGCUGAAGUAAUCAAGAACCAAGAAGAGGAGAGGAAGGUGAUCGAGGAGGAAGGAAAGGAUGGUAGCGGAGGAGGAGGUGGUGGUGGUGUGGGAGGGGGAGAAGGAGGGGGAGAUCGACUACGUGUUCAAGGUGGUGGUGGUGGGGGACUCGGCGGUGGGGAAGACGCAGCUGCUGGGGAGGUUCACCAAGGACGAGUUCUUCCUCGACUCCAAGUCCACCAUCGGCGUCGAGUUCCAGACCCGCACCCUCUCCCUCCACCGCAAGCGCGUCAAGGCCCAGAUCUGGGACACCGCCGGCCAAGAACGGUACAGGGCGGUGACGAGCGCGUACUACCGCGGCGCGCUGGGCGCCAUGGUGGUGUACGACAUCACGCGGCGGCGGACGUUCGAGAACGUGGCGCGGUGGGUGGAGGAGCUCCGGGCGCACGCCGAUGGCUCCACCGUGGUGGCGCUGAUCGGGAACAAGGCCGACAUGCCGGCGGGCCGGCGCGAGGUCGCCGCCGACGAGGCCGCGCGGUUCGCGGAGGAGCAGGGGCUCUUCUUCUCCGAGGCGUCCGCGCUGUCGGGCGACAACGUGGACCGCGCCUUCCUCACGCUGCUCGAGGAGAUCUUCGCCGUCGUGUCGCGCAGGGCGCUGGAGCUCGACGAGGCACGGCGGAUGCGCGACGGCGGCGCCGGCGGCGGCGAGGUGCUGUCGCUGAAGGGGACCACGCUGGACGUCGGCUCCAUCAUGGAGACCAGCGCCAUGAAGAAGAGCUCGCAGUGCUCCUGCUCGUGAGCGACACACAGAGACUGGAUGUUCGCUCGUGUAAUGUUUUUGUUUCGACAUAUCGAUUAUUACACAUUCACAUCAUUUCACCUCGCGUUCUUGUCAAUUAUAGAGAAGGAUUAGGCAUGUAAAACAUUGUAAAUUUGGUGAUUGACAAGAAAUGGUUUAGAUUCUUCA
Molecule: messenger RNA, 1224 nt
Organism: Oryza sativa Japonica Group (Japanese rice)
Lineage: Eukaryota; Viridiplantae; Streptophyta; Magnoliopsida; Poales; Poaceae
Source: RefSeq, a predicted model, not a curated record